AUGAAUAACUCAAGAUCUCCAGUUUUUGGUACCAUAUCGGUUCCUUCCACUUCGGGUGGUUACUUUCCACCAGCUACAGCUACAGUAUGGAAUCAAGCUCCCGUCAUGUACGACAAUCAAUCUGAGCCAGCCGGAACGUCUUCUCUUCCUGCGUCGAAUAGUGUACAACUCCAUCCUAUCUCGAAUUCUUCAACCAAAAUAUGUGAUUUCAGCACAACUGCAACAGUAGUAUCAUCAGCAAUGAAUACUUCAACGCCGCUGUCUUCUGCUAAAUCGGUUCCUUCUACACCUAGUGUCUCCAGAGAAACGGGUGGCCCGAAUAUAAAUGCUACGCCGGCGAGGUCAAACAUCUUUGGUUCUAGCUCAUCUACUACAAUUUUCAACCAUUUAAAAUCUAGCUCGGUCAAGGUUGCUGCUGCUGGUAAUCCGGCAGCUCAAAGUUUGGGGAGCCUGUUUGCCAAUGUUUGUUUCUACCUUGCACAUAUUGAAUUUACCUUAGCAUCACACAAACCAUUUGAUGCGCCGCCUCAGAAACGCGCCAAGACAACUCAUAACAUCGCUGCUCAACUUUCCGCCAAUGAGUUCACAAAUAGACUCGAUUUAUUUCGCGGCCCUGAAGUUCUUGUUGCUGCCGGUACUUCAUUAGUGGUCAAAAGUUACCGAAUACCCAGAGCAUUACUCAUUCAAGCAUCGCCAUACUUCGAAACCGGCAUCAAAGUUGAAACUAUUGGUCAAAUUUCGCAGGAGAUGCUCAAGAUGGAUUGCUCAACCUUAGCCUUCGAUUUCGUUGUGCAGUUCCUCUACACUGGUACCUUUGUGUGCCCAAAUUUCAUGGCAGGAUCAGGAUCAGAGCAAAUAACUACACUUGUAGAUUUUCACGAGUUGGCAGAGAAGCUUAGCCUUGAUAUCUCAGACAGGAUAUUGGAUAAUAUCAAACAAUUACUUGUAGAUGAUCAUCGUAACCUUUUGGCAAAACAUAUUCGUAAGGCUAUCAACUACCCAACUGGACAUGGACUUCGAAUGUUGUUCGCUCGAUCAUGUAUCCAUGCCUACCUUGAAUCUGUCAAUCCCUCCAACGAGCAAGCUCGGACAUUCGUUUUCAAGAAGGAACUCGAGGAGUUGGAUGGAUUUGCGGCGGAUCUCAUGCGUGUAUAUGGUGAAGUAGCAGAGAAACGUGUGCCAGCCAAGUACGCCGAGUCGAGAGAUCUUCUUGAUGGCGAGACAUUUUACUACUAA
Molecule: messenger RNA, 1236 nt
Organism: Sclerotinia sclerotiorum 1980 UF-70
Lineage: Eukaryota; Fungi; Ascomycota; Leotiomycetes; Helotiales; Sclerotiniaceae
Exons: 3
Coding region: 1-1236 (411 amino acids)
Molecular function (GO): protein binding
Source: RefSeq, a predicted model, not a curated record